AUGGCGUCUCCCUCCAACACUGGCAAGAAGAUCCAAGCUGAUUCUACUGAUGAAGAUUACACCGAAGUAGAAUACGAGGAGGAAGAAGAAGACGACCUCGAGCAUUUUGACGAUUUCACCCUUGCCUCGUCGUGGGAACGGUUUAUUUCUGAAAUAGAGGCUGUUUGUCGGCUUUGGAUGUCUGAUGGCCCAAAGAAUUUACUGGUAAAAGGCGCGGUUCUAUUGGACGAUUCUGGUAAUUUGUACAAGGUGACAUCUGAGACGAAGUAUGCGUUGAAAAGUUACAGCAUGGAGUAUUACUUUGAGACUAACUCUGCAGUUGACGCAGGCAAGCCCGCAAAUUGGAAUUUUGAUUUGCACGAUCUACAGUUAUGUUUCGGCGUAAAGGAGUUUUUGGUGAUUGCUCCUCAGAGUGCAAGCGGCGUGGUUCUCGAUGCGCCAGAGGCUAGCAAGCUGUUGAGUGCUGUUGCGAUUGCUUUGUCAAAUUGUUCAAGUUUGUGGCCAGCAUUUGUUCCAGUUCACGUUCCUUCGCGAAAAGCUUAUAUUGGAAUUCAGAGCAUGGGCACUGUAUUUACUAGAAGGUUUGAAGCAGAUCGAAUUGGUAGUCAGGUUCCAAUAAAACUUAUGCAUUUGGAGGGGCUGUACGAGUUAUUUGUAUCUAAGUUUGCAUACUCCACACUGGAUCUAUCUGUUCAUAAUUUCAAAGUCCGAAUAGCAAUGAAGCUUACAUUCAGAACACUUCCCUUUGACGAUGACUAUAUGAAAGACUUUGAUGCUAAAAUGAUCAAAUCAAGGGAAAAUCUUUCUGGGGAAACAUCCAAUGGGACACAGUGGGAUGACGAUUGUUCUUGGAGCGAGUGGUAUUCUGCAGAAGAUCCUGUUAAAGGUUUUGAACUGAUCGCAACAUGGUCAGAGAAGAUGGUUGAAAGUUCUAUGGAAAUGGCUGAACUGGAAAAUGCUUCACCUCAUGAAGCUGAGAAGUGGUCAAUCUCUCUAAGACUUGAAGGUUCUAAAGAGAGGUGGAUUGGAUUUGCAUCCCAGUUGCAUCUUCUUGUUGAUGCAUUGCAAAUGUCAUUUGAGGCACAAUUUAUAGAAGAUUUUAUUUCAGCAGCUGAAAAUCCAGGUUCUGAUAAUCUGAGAUCCUCAUUGGUUAUACCUUCACCGACUGUUAGAGAUCGUGUGCUGAAAGAACUGUUUAUUGAAGGUGUAAAAUUCUCAGAUUUUUCUGAUGGGGGAUAUAAGACUUCGCGAGCUGUAAAAGGCGCACCUCUUGAAUCGCUCUUUGCACAAUUUUGUUUACAUUCUCUUUGGUUUGGCAACUGCAAUAUACGUGCUAUAUCUGUACUAUGGAUAGAGUUUGUUCGAGAGGUUAGGUGGUGUUGGGAAGAGUCACAACCAUUACCUAGGAUGCCACCUAACGGAUCAAUCGACCUUUCUACUUGUUUGAUUAAUCAAAAACUUCAUAUGCUUGCAAUAUGCCUUGAGAGGAAGUGUCAGCUGGUUGAAGAUUUUCAAGAUUGUAUUGGAAGUGUUGAUCAUAUAGAUUCUAUGUCUGAGGAAGAAAGUGUGGUUGGGGAUGACUUGAUGAAUAUACAGACACCCAGUGAGAAUUUUUCUGGGAAAGUUGACAGAAAGCCUGAAGAUGCAGACCUGUCUAAUGACAUAAAAUCUUCAGAAGUUACUAGGAGAGGUUCAGCUGGUAUUGUUGAUUCUAUGAUGCUUCUCAAGUCGUAUCAAAGUAUGCAUGCUCCAUACACACAGGAACCACCUCUUAUGACAGAAGACAUGCAUGAAGAGAGGAUGCAAGCUGUUGAAGCCUUUGGUGAUUCAUUUAAUUUUUCUGCUCAGCUGGAAAAGGAUAUCCUUACUUCAGAUAUGUCAGCAUUUAAAGCUGCGAAUCCAGAUGCUAUUUUUGAAGACUUUAUUAGGUGGCAUUCACCUGGAGAUUGGGAAGCAGAUGAUGAUCCUGAGAGCAGUGGAUCAACAUCAUCCAAUGCUCUUGACAUCAAUAAGUCAAAAGAUAGUUGGCCUCCACGUGGGAGGCUUUCUAAGAGAAUGUCGGAUCAUGGGAAUUUAUGGAGAAACAUUUGGAAUAACUCACCUGCUCUUCCUGCUUCGGAACAGAAGCCUCUUCUUGAUCCAAACAGAGAAGGAGAAAAAGUUCUUCAUUAUCUUGAAACCUUACAACCACAUCAAUUGCUUGAACAAAUGGUGUCUACUGCCUUCAGAGCGGCAGCCGACACAAUAAGUCGGACUAGUUAUGGAGAAUUGAACCAGAUGGAGACUAAGAUUCAACAACUUUACCCUACCAUGGCAUCAGCUUUGAGGCCUCUUCAAGUAAAUCGACUGUCUGCAGACAGUGAGACUCUCGAAGACUUAAAACGACUGUGUGUCGUUUUUGAACAUGUCGAAAAAUUACUGACUGUCGCAGCUUCUCUUCAUCGCAAGCUUAUACGAGCACCACGCCUCUCAAGAGAAACUUUUAAUGAUUACUACAACUUUUAUAUUCCCACAAUGGGAACAGGCUUGACAGAAGAGGUUGUUGAAAAGGAGUUUGACAAGAAACAAGAAGUAAGGGACAAUGAAAGGGAAGUGUUGUCAAAUAUGUUCGUUCCUCCCACUGCUAACCAGUCUUGGAGAAAGGUUUUGAGCAUGGGCAAUCUUCUCAAUGGUCACGAACCAAUCCUCAGGGAGAUUAUUUUUUCGCUACACGAUAAAGUGAGUGGUAAUCACUAUGCAGCUCGUUGUGAUAGUGUUUCUCAACAAGAUAUUGAAACUUAUAGAAUGUAUAUAUGUGGAACAUCUAAUGACCUACGUGUAGCACUUUCUGUUGCAUCGUGUGAUUAA
Molecule: messenger RNA, 2847 nt
Organism: Lathyrus sativus (Indian pea)
Lineage: Eukaryota; Viridiplantae; Streptophyta; Magnoliopsida; Fabales; Fabaceae
Source: the annotation of a GenBank genome assembly